CGUUGCGCGGCGGCGGCGGCAGCGCCGGGCCCGGUUCUGGCCCGGUUCUAACGCGGUUCUAACCCGGUCCUGGCCGGGCUCCGGCCCCGGCGGAGCCAUCGUGAGCCCCGCAGGUGCGGCCAUGGCGGGCGCGGCGCCCCCCGCAGGUGCCCCCGAGCACCCCUUCACCUGCCGGGAGUGCGGCAAAUCCUUCCGCUGGUCCUCGCGCCUGGCGCACCACCUGCGCAGCCACACAGGUGAGCGCCCCUACAAGUGCCCCGAGUGCCCCAAGGCCUUCAAGGGCUCCUCCGCCCUCCUCUACCACCUGCGGGGCCACACGGGCGAGCGCCCCUACACCUGCGCCACCUGCGGCAAGAGCUUCAAGCGCUCCUCGCUGCUGCAGACGCACCUGCGCGUGCACACGGGGCUGCGCGCCUUCAGGUGCGCCCAGUGCGGCCUCACCUUCAAGUGGGCGUCGCACUACCAGUACCACCUGCGGCAGCACUCGGGCGAGCGGCCCUACCGCUGCCCCGCCUGCCCCAAGGCCUUCAAGAACUCCUCCAGCCUGCGGCGCCACCGCCACACCCACACGGGCGAGCGCCCGCACACCUGCGACACCUGCGGGAAAGGUUUCGCCCAGGCCGCCAACCUGCGGCAACACCUGCGUGUGCACACGGGGGAGCGGCCGUACACCUGCGCCGCCUGCGGCAAGAGCUUCACGCACUCGUCCAACCUGCACCUGCACCGGCGCACGCACGGCCCCGCCCCGCAGUGCCCCGCCUGCGCCGCGCCCUCGGCCUCGCGCGCCUGCCCGCAGCGGCACCCGCAGGGCCCCGCCCCGCCCGGCGCCGCCUCACCUGAGCCGCUCUGGAGGCCGCUGGGGCUCACCUGUGCCGAGCAGGAGGUGCCGGUGACGCCGGCCACGCCCCCGGCCCCGCCCCACCGCUGCCUCACCUGCGGCAAGAGCUUCAAGAACGGGGCGGGGCUGGCGCGGCACCUGCCCGGGCACGAGCGGCCCCGAGCCCCGCCCGCGCCGGGCGAGGCCGAGGCGCCGGCCCCGCCCGAGCGGCCGUACAGGUGCGGCGAGUGCGGCAAGGCCUUCAAGGGCUCCUCGGGGCUGCGCUACCACCUGCGCGACCACACGGGCGAGCGCCCCUACACCUGCGCCACCUGCGGCAAGAGCUUCAAGCGCUCCUCGCUGCUGCAGACGCACCUGCGCGUGCACACGGGGCUGCGCGCCUUCAGGUGCGCCCAGUGCGGCCUCACCUUCAAGUGGGCGUCGCACUACCAGUACCACCUGCGGCAGCACUCGGGCGAGCGGCCCUACCGCUGCCCCGCCUGCCCCAAGGCCUUCAAGAACUCCUCCAGCCUGCGGCGCCACCGCCACACCCACACGGGCGAGCGCCCGCACACCUGCGACACCUGCGGGAAAGGUUUCGCCCAGGCCGCCAACCUGCGGCAGCACCUGCGUGUGCACACGGGGGAGCGGCCGUACACCUGCGCCGCCUGCGGCAAGAGCUUCACGCACUCGUCCAACCUGCACCUGCACCGGCGCACGCACUCGGCGGCGCGGCCCUUCCGCUGCCCCGCCUGCCCCAAGGCCUUCGUCGUGGCCGCCUACCUGCAGAGACACCUGCGCACGCACGGCCCCGCCCCGCGGCGCGCGCCCGGCGCUGCCGCCGCGCCCGGCGGCGCCGCGCCCGCGCCGUCGCCUGCCGGCGCUUACCUGGUGCUGCCCGGCCCCGGCGGCGCCUCCCCCCGCAAGGUGCUGCUGGUGGCGGCCACGCCCGGCCGCGCCCGGCCGCACCUGGCGCAGGUGGGCAGGGGGCAGCGCACCUGGCACGGCGUCCUGCUCAUACCUGGGGCGGGCAGGGAGGGAGCGGCAGUGGGGGUGCAGGUGGCUGGGGUGACAGAUGUGACAGGGGUGACAGGUGUAGAUGUGACAGGUGUGGCAAGUGUGGCAGGUGUUACAAGUGCAGGUGUGGCAGGUGUUACAGGUGUAGGUGUGACAGGUGUGACAGGUGUGACAGGUGUGGGUGUGACAGGUGUGGAUAUGACAGGUGUCACAGGGGUCACAGGUGUCCAGCUCCAGGUGCUGCCGGUGGUCCCAGAGAUCACCAAUGUCCAGGUGCAGCAUGGGGAGGUGACAGGUGUGACAGGUGUGACAGGUGUGACGGGUGUGACAGGUGUGACAAAUGCAGGUGUGACAGGUCUCACAGGUGUGGCAGGGCUGCAGCUCCAGGUGCUGCCAGUGCCUUCAGAAGUCACCAACGUCCAGCUCCAGGCAGGUGAGGUGACCAAUGUCCAGCUCCAGGUGUUGCCACCACCACCUUCAGGUGGCUCAGGUGUGCAGCUCCAGGUGUUGCCAGCACCACCUGAGGUCACCAACGUCCAGCUCUGCACAGGUGAGGUGACCAACGUCCAGCUCCAGGUGUUGCCACCACCACCCCCAGGCGGCACAGGUGUGCAGCUCCAGGCAGGUGAGGUGGCCAAUGUCCAGCUCCAGGCUCUGCCGCUGACCUCAGGUGUCACCAACGUCCAGCUCCAGGUUUUGCCACCACCCCCAGGUGGCACCAAUGUGCAGCUGCAGACAGGUGAGGUGGCCAAUGUCCAGCUCCAGGUUUUGCCACCACCCCCAGGUGGCACAGGUGUGCAGCUCCAGGCCACUGAGCUGCCCAGUGUCCACCUGGAGACCUCAGAAGGGACCGAUGUCCACCUGGAGACCUCAGAACUGCCCAGUGUCCACCUGGAGACCACAGAGGUGACCGAUGUCCACCUGGACAUCUCAGAGGUGGCCAAUGUCCACCUGGAGACCAUGGAGGAGGUGCCCAGUGCCCACCUGGAGACCUCAGAGGUGACCGAUGUCCACCUGGACGCCUCAGAGGUGACCGAUGUCCACCUGAAUGUGUCAGAGGUGACCGAUGUCCACCUGCAGACCACCGUGAUGACCAGUGCCCACCUGGAACCCACAGAGGUGCCCGGUGCCCACCUGGACACCUCAGAGCUGCCCAGUGUCCACCUGGAGACCGCAGAGGUGACCGAUGCCCACCUGGACAUGUCAGAGGUGCCCAGUGUCCACCUGGAGAGCUCAGAGCUGCCCAGUGCUCACCUGGAGACCACAGAAGUGACCAAUGCCCACCUGGCAACCAGUGACACAGCUGAUGUCCACCUGGACACAUCAGAGAUGACCGAUGCUCACCUGGAGACCUCAGAACUGCACAGUGCCCACCUGGACACCUCAGAGGUGACCGGUGCCCACCUGGAGACCACUGAGGUGACCGAUGUCCACCUGGAGCCCAUGGAGGAGGUGCCCAGUGCCCACCUGGACACCUCAGAGGUGACCAGUGUCCAUCUGGAGACCUCAGAGGUACCCAGUGCCCACCUGGACAUGCCUUGUGUCCACCUGGAGACCACCGAGGAGGUGACCGAUGCCCACCUGGAGACCUUGGAGGUGCCCAGUGCCCACCUGGAAGUGCCCAGUGUCCACCUGGAGACCAUGGACAUGCUCGAUGCCCACCUGGGUGUGUCAGAGGUACCCAGUGCACACCUGGACACAACUUGGAGAUGACCAGUGUCCACCUGGAGACAUCAGAGGUGUCCUCUGCCCACCUGGAGACACCUUGGAGGUGCCCAAUGUUCACCUGGGUGUGUCAGAAGUGCCCAUACUCACCUUGGAGGUGCCCAGUGCCCACCUGG
Messenger RNA from Melozone crissalis (California towhee), 3675 nucleotides. RefSeq names its product zinc finger protein 709 (gene ZNF709). The coding region runs from base 122 to 3547 and encodes 1141 amino acids. The transcript has 7 exons. Gene Ontology annotation, molecular function: DNA-binding transcription factor activity; RNA polymerase II cis-regulatory region sequence-specific DNA binding. Lineage: Eukaryota; Metazoa; Chordata; Aves; Passeriformes; Passerellidae. The record is from RefSeq and is a predicted model, not a curated record. Gene Ontology annotation, biological process: regulation of transcription by RNA polymerase II.